CUCCUCCCGUAGCCGUCAAUUCAGAGAGAGGGAGAGAGAGGGAGAGAGGAUGCAGAGGUCUGUCUGGGUACGCACCUUCUCGUCCCCUGCCUGUGUCCACGCCAUCGAAAGCUCCGACGACGAUGGGUCGCAUCGCUCCACCAUGGCCCCAAGCGGCGGGGAGGAAUCACGCAAGAAGAUUGACAACAAGGUAACGAAGCUACUCCUGCCCUUGAAGCACCGACGGCGCAUCUCCCGAGCUUUGAGAUCGCUGUCUUGGGGUGCCAAGGAGGAGGAACCCACCAACAAGAAGGAUGGUGGCUGCGAGGAGCUGAGCGAUACAGAGACGACGUUCGUGUCCGCCAACAGUUCCGAGCUGCGCUCCUCCUCUACGGACGUCGACGAAUCGGAGCCCCCAUCAUUUCGCCUCAGCCCGCCGCCCAUCUUCCCCACCGGAAGCAUCGAACACCGUCCCCCAGCCUCCCCCGUGAAGAUCGUGCGGAAGCUUCCGUUCGGGUACGUCAUCGGCCGUCAGCUGGACAUCCCCGCGCCGCCCCCUCCGUCUGUGACGACGCUGGCAAGAAGAAUCAAGAAGGUGGUGCCGGUGAUGGCCGCGCUGCACCUCCGGUCGAGAUCGCAGAUGGUCAAGAAGAAGGUCGGCCGUGCUUUGAAGGAAGCAUGCCGACGAGGUAGGCACGAAGUUGUGGAAGAAGCCGAGGUCGCCUGCGGGAGCCAUGAUGAUGAAGAUGUGUUCUGGAAGAAGGAUGUGAAGGGGCUUCGCUGCCGGCGGGUGGACGGCGACGAUGCCCCUUAUUGAAAGGGACGAGAGGAUCGAGCGCUUCCAUCCGGUUUCUCGUGGUGUGGAUGAACAAUUGAGAAAUUCGGAUACAUAUCCCACAAAAGACAUCGUAUAAUCCACAAUUCCUGUGCCUCUUUUUCCUAGUAUUCUGAAACAAGUUUAUGGAAUUUUUCAUUGAGUUGUACAGUUUGUUUCAAUUUUUCUUGGAUUGGUCUCUUAAACAUGGCCUAUGCUCCACAAAGGGAGUUGUGCUA
This is a messenger RNA of Panicum hallii, 1032 nucleotides long. RefSeq lists its product as uncharacterized. Bases 50 to 796 code for a protein of 248 amino acids. Lineage: Eukaryota; Viridiplantae; Streptophyta; Magnoliopsida; Poales; Poaceae. The transcript has a single exon. The record is from RefSeq and is a predicted model, not a curated record.